CACACACUCACACACACUCUGAGCCAAUCCAUACACACUUACAGCAGACAAGCAGAGACACAAGCUAAACCUCUGAAGAAGGAUUUCUUUAGAACCAACACACACACAGGCUCAAACGGAUCAUCGCUGAACCAACACACACACUCAAACGGAUCAUCUUUAGAACCAACACACACACUCAAACGGAUCAUCGCUGAUGUGUGACUUGUUCAGAGACCCAUCAGACAAAGGAACGCGUCUCUCACACACACACACACACACACACACACACACCGAUCCUCUGCCUUUCUGGGAUCAGACCCCGUGGAGAGAGAAAGAGACUGACUGACUCCGGCGGACACUCGGACCAGACCCAAUGGCGCUGGUCUCCAAUCAGAGCUGCGGCAGGAUGGAGCUUCUGGAUCUCCUCAUGGAGCAGUCCAUCACAAUGGCCCAGCCUCAAGGAGACAGGAACCAUGGCAACCACAGCUGGCCAAUGACAGACCUCCAGCAGUCUCUCCCUCCUGCGGGCGGCGUAGAGGACUUCCUGGACACCCUCCUAGAUGAGUGUGUGUCCGGCCACGCCUCCUCCCCUGUCUGGGCCGCCUCCCCCUCUGACAGCGGCAUCAGUGACGACCCCCAGUCCGACCAGCAGGACAGCCCCCCUCCGCCCGCUAGCCCCCUCUUCGACCAGCUUUACUUCCCCCCCACGCUGACUCUUCCUCACCCUCAUCUUCAUCAGCAGCAGCAGUCUUUAGUCUCUGGGAUGCUGCUGGAUGUAGCAGAACCAGACAUCUCCAUCGAUCUGGGAGGAUGGGAUCCAGCUUUCUUCUCCAGUCCAUCACAGAUGCAGCAGAUGAUGUCCAGCUUCCCCCUCACUGUUAAAGACCUUCUGCUCUCAGGAGCCACAGACCAGUCUAAGCAGUCAAGUCCAAACACUCAACAGAACCUGGUGCUCAAUGAAGAUGAGAAGAAGCUACUGGCCAAAGAAGGGGUCAGCCUGCCCAACCAGCUACCACUGACCAAGUAUGAGGAGAAGAUUCUGAAGAAGAUCCGUAGAAAGAUCCGGAACAAGCAUUCAGCACAGGAAAGCAGGAAGAAGAAGAAGGAAUACAUCGAUGGUCUAGAAGCCAGGAUGGCAGCCUGCAGUGCACAGAAUCAGGAACUGCAGAGGAAAGUGUUUCAGCUGGAGAAAAACAACACGUCUCUGAUGGAACAGCUGCGAAGGCUGCAGAAUCUGGUCAUGUCCAGCAGCAACAAACCAGCACAGACUGGAACCUGUAUACUGGUGCUACUGCUAUCCUUCUCUCUGAUCCUCUUCCCAAGCCUGAAGCCCCUCUCACGCAGCCGAGUGGGUGACACAGCAGACAUCGGUUCAGCCCGAGUCCACUCGCGGUCACUGCGCUCUGUUGUGGAAGUGCACGCCUUCUCCCCACGGCACCCCCUGCAGGCUGAGGUGGAUACUGCGCCUGCUCUGAUGGCCAAGCUGCAGCUGAGACCAGGCUAUGCUGACAUGGAGCUGGGUGCCCCCACACACAACCACAGCAGCCCGGAGGAGCUCCUGCACCCCCACGACCACCACCAUGACCACCACGAUCACCAUGACCCCCACGACCCCAUCACCGGACACACGGCGGAAGCGGGCUUUGCCUGGACGGCCCGACCCGAUGCUGCCCUGCUCCGUCGCCGUGGCGACCGAUGAGCCGCCCUCGAUGCAAUUAUUGUUUUGUUUGUUUGUUUUUGCUUUUUGUGUGUGUGUGUGUGUGUGUGUGUGUGUGUGUGUGUGUG
Molecule: messenger RNA, 1767 nt
Organism: Clupea harengus (Atlantic herring)
Lineage: Eukaryota; Metazoa; Chordata; Actinopteri; Clupeiformes; Clupeidae
Gene: creb3l3b
Product: cAMP responsive element binding protein 3-like 3b
Biological process (GO): regulation of transcription by RNA polymerase II
Cellular component (GO): nucleus
Molecular function (GO): DNA-binding transcription factor activity, RNA polymerase II-specific; RNA polymerase II cis-regulatory region sequence-specific DNA binding
Source: RefSeq, a predicted model, not a curated record